This is a messenger RNA of Lathyrus sativus (Indian pea), 225 nucleotides long. The record is from the annotation of a GenBank genome assembly. Lineage: Eukaryota; Viridiplantae; Streptophyta; Magnoliopsida; Fabales; Fabaceae.
AUGGCUGGUGCAUUUUGGGCGACACGCGUGUUGGAGAAAGUGAAGAAGCAUGAUUCUGGAGGACUCCUUUGGAAGAGAAUCAAACUCACCACUACCCGUAAAGCCAAUGCCAAGAAGCGUCUUCUCCGUGUGUGGCAGAAUGAAGCUGUCCUCAAGGCAUGUUCUGAACCCGCUCCUUCAGUAAGUUCUUUUGCCGGCGCCAACAAUGUUGCAAAGAGUAGUUAA